Molecule: messenger RNA, 1524 nt
Organism: Salvelinus namaycush (lake trout)
Lineage: Eukaryota; Metazoa; Chordata; Actinopteri; Salmoniformes; Salmonidae
Product: COP9 signalosome complex subunit 7a-like
Exons: 8
Coding region: 1-975 (324 amino acids)
Biological process (GO): COP9 signalosome assembly
Cellular component (GO): COP9 signalosome
Source: RefSeq, a predicted model, not a curated record
AUGAGCAGUGAUGUUCUCCUUUGUUGUCAAACGUGCGCUGACCGCGGAACUGAGCGAUUCGGGGGACAGGCUAUCAACUUGAGUUUGCUUACCAAUAAGCUCAUACUCUCACCUGCACACUCUCUCUCACUCUCUGUCGCUCUCUCUCUCGCUCUCUCUCUCUCUCAGAUGGAGGUAGAGCAGCUCCUCUCUCUCUCCGGCCCGGCGUUGGCCCAGGCCAUAAGUUCUCUGCUGGAGACACCAGGCCUCUACGUGUUCUCAGACAUCCUUGAGUUGCCCAACGUCAGAGAGCUGGAGACAGGCCCGCACGCACCAGUGUUUCAGCUACUCAACCUCUUCGCCUAUGGAACCUACUGUGACUAUAAAGAGAGGGCAGCCUCUCUCCCAGAGUUGACCCCAGCCCAGAGGAACAAACUCCGUCACCUCUCCAUCAUCAGUCUGGCAUCCAAUCUCAAGUGCCUGCCCUACUCCCUGCUCCUGCAGCAGCUGGAGCUGAAGAAUGUGCGGGAGCUGGAGGACCUGCUGAUUGAGGCGGUCUACUGUGACAUCAUUCAGGGCAAGCUGGACCAGAGGAACCAGCAGGUGGAGGUGGACUGCAGCGUGGGCCGAGACCUGGGGCCCAACGAGCUGCCCAACAUAGCAAACACACUGCAGGAGUGGUGUUCAGGAUGUGAGGCGGUCCUGUGUGGGAUCGAGGAGCAGGUAACCAGAGCCAACCAAUACAGAGAGAGCCAGCUGAAGGUCAAAGUUCAGGUGGAGACAGAGGUGUCAAACCUCCAGAAAACGCUAAAGGCCAGCUCCGCCUCUCCGUCGUCCGGCCCCGCCGCCGCUGGAGCCUCAUCCAAUCAGGAUGCAGACCAGCCGGCCGAGCCACGAGACCCCGCCUCCUCUCAGGAACCACGGCAACCAGGCAAGAAGAGUUCAAAGGUCAAAGGGCUCCGUGGAAGUGGGAAGAUCUGGUCCAAGUCCAACUGAAGGCAGAGAUGCAGAGAGACCCGGAACACCCCCACUGAUCCACUGUCAGAUGGAUGGACUGACACACAGGUUGACAGACACAUAGACCCACACAGACUCAUAGACCGAUAAUGUGACCAAUGCACAGACAACACACUAAGAUUUACACACACAUCCAUGCACACACACACUGUAUAUAUAUAUGUAUAUACAGACACUGAGUGAGACAGACACACUUGCAGUGACUGACACCCAUUCUGAUAGGUGUGUACACACAACCAGACAGACGGACUAUCUGCACUGUGUAUAUACACAGACCCAAACCCAUUCUAACAUGUACACAGAGACGGACAGAGAGAGUAUAAUCUUCUCUGGGCAGAGCUUCGCUGCUGUCUGUUUUAUCAGGAGAAGCAGAGCCACAAGCAGUGAAACUGAAUGUGUGUAUUUGAUGUGUGUACUCUGUGUUACACUUUUUGUUUGUUUGUAUUUUUUUUCUGCUGAGGAUUGAGUUGAGACAUGUAUAAAAUCAGGAUAUUAAUUGUUGGUAAUAAAUUGAACCCCCUCUAUUCA